AUGAGCGAAGACCUGGACGGCGACGUCGCGAUGGCCACGCCUGCUCCAGCGCUGCCCUCCUGUGCCCUCUCUCCUACUGAUUCUCUUCCCCCGCAUCUCCUCUCCAUCGUGACCAGUGGAGACUUCGCGUCUCUUUCUGUUGCCAGCGCUACUGCUGGCUCAAAUGAAGCUCUCGACACCCUCUUGACUCCUGUGUUGCCGCUUUUAACUCGUCUCCAGAGCUCACGACGUGCAGCCGCGACAAUGAAGUCAAUACCCAAGUCUACGGCAUUGGACGCCACGCUUCUUCACGUUGAAAACGCGUCGAAAUGGCGCCAGUAUGCCCAAGUGUUCAUCGAUCUGACCCCUUGUAAGCUCCAGGCGGCCAUAUCUUCUGACCCACAGCCCGCGUUUCGCCGCUUUGAGAGCGGAUCGGCAGUUGAUCGAGUCAUGAUUGUGCUGUGCGAGUGGCUGCUCGCAGCGCCUGGGAGUUUGGACUCCAGCGAGCUCUUUUUGAACGAGAUUUACCAGGAUGAAGUGACGACGAUCGUAGUACAGGCACUGGCUAGUCCUAAGUUGCAAACACUGCAACAAUCUGCUGCUUGUCCAUUAGGUGCUCUUUCAGUCGCUCGCAAGGCAUUGAACGUGCCGGUGGGCCCCGUGAUGCUUUCGAGACUGGCGGUCAACGACCCUUCCUGUGUUGAGACACUCAUGGAUGCUGUAGUGACAGUCGUGGUGGAGACGACGACUAAAAACAAGGCAUUAGUACAGCAGGAGCAAGACGCACUGAAGGUGGUGCCGUUCGUGCUGAAAAAUGCGCAGCAUGCGUGUAUGAAGCUAGCCAAGUUGGCGCCGCUAUAUGCUGCAAAGCUGUGCGAAAAGCUGAGUCAGCAGCCAAUGUCGCUACAUUGUGUAGACAUGGCGUUUGAGCUGCUGACAUCAUGUUCAAGUCGAGAGGAUAUGCUUGUGUUCAUGUGCCAGUGGAUGAAAAGAGACGGUGCGCCGGGGUCGGCCGUGUGGACGUAUGUGCAGCUUGCAUGUCGAGAGGCUGUAGCAGGAACGAGCGAGUUUCAACAGCAUGCGGUCGCGAACUUGAAAAAAAUGUGGGAUGUGCUGUUAGACACGCUUGAUAGUCGCAGCCUAAGCGUGAUGCCGUACAUAUUGACGGCAGCUCUGGCUGUGUGUGUUGGACUUCAAGUGCUUGGCAGUUUUCCGUUGACGGAGUCCGAUCGUAUUCGAAUUCUGCGGAGCCUUGACGCACUUGCACCGUCCUUAUCGUCGCGCUCGAUAAGUCUGGCAUUUAUCGUUGUGGUGCUAUUGUGGUAUCCGCUCGCUCCCUCGUUGAGCAAGGCGCCAGGUCAGCGUGACGAGCACACUGUCGUUGCUGUCUCUAUCUCUCAGCAAGUGCUAAUGUCACUGUUUCGUGCACGACAAGCUGGUACCGGGCCGCUGUUCGUGGUAUCAGCGGUGCUGUUCUACACCAAAGCUCCUGCUCUUGUGUCUUUCCUUGCGUCGGUGAUUGGUUUUGGUGGAGACACAUGCGACUCUUCCUCUACUUUGGCAGCAGGAGGUGGCAUUCAGGUGCAGCUAGCGUUGCGAGCGGAAUAUCUUCAUGUGUUUGGAGACGUCGUGCUCAAGCCGGUUCUAACAGAAAGUCUGUUGGCCCGCGAGGUGCUGACUUUUCCACCCGUGGCCUGUGUCUCGGCAUCAGAUGCGGCGUCGAUAGGAUCCCGACAUGAUUUCACGUUGCGUGGAUUGCACGGGUUGCUGUGUGAGAAGUCUUUUUUGCGGCAUCAUCAUGCUCAUGAUCUUGAAAGUUGGAUCGCUGCUCAGGUUGGCGACCAUGCAGCUUUGCCUGUUCACCCCCUUCUCGUCAGCUUGUUGCUCGAAUGGGUCGAGAAUUACGUGAUGGCAUUCGAAUACCCUAUCGCCCAAUCCCCUUGUCGAUACCAACUUUCGAUUGUUCCGUUGCGAAGCUCUACGUUGACUAAAUGGCUCACGUCCCCGCUAUUGGGUCAACCCUAUAAGUGCAGUAGCCGACACGAAGACGGUUUGAUCUGGGCACGUGGAGUAUUAGGGCUUGCGUACGCAUUGCAGUUUAACCAGCGAUUACGUCGCGCUACGAUGGUCGCUGGUAGUAAACUGAGCAGUCUGGCUUCCACUUCGUCGAUGUGCACCAAUGCGUCUAUCACAGCUGGAAUGGGACCAGGGGCUGACAUUUGUUUACAUUAUGACCUGAGCGCAUUCCCUUUGCGCAACAUUGCGACCCAAACCCUUGCACACGGAGACCAGGGUGACGUUUUCGAGUUCGUAGCUCCGACGUUGCUGAGACUAAUGGUGGAAGAAUACCCGCAUCUUUUUGACGCUGCCACAGCUUCGGCACCAUCAGGCUCGACAUUACAGCUGUUACCUCUCGCAUCUAGUCCCUGUGAUUUAGCAGAGUAUGACCUGAGAAGAAGCUGGUUUCGUCGUCACCGUAAAUGUGGUGAUGCGCUGGAUAUUCGUGUUGAACAGUCGCCUGCAUCAUGGACAGCAGUCCAUUUGCUUCUUGCUGAGCUGCAGUCGGCGCCUAUUGACAUAGUAGUGCAUCAGCUGCUCGCAUUGGUCGACGGUUUUUUGCCAUUCGCCGUUAUGUCAUCGAACGCGUCUUCGAGGUCGUGUGAACAAGUCGCAGCAUUCUGCUCGCAACUUGCCGCGUUGUACGAGUCACGUGUUCGCCGUGAACAAGGAAUAAGUGUGUCGCUGGCGAUGCGAUUGAUACAUUCGCUAUGUUUUCCGGAUGUGCUAUGGCACCAGCAACAGGUGCAGACGCGCGAAAGACGACCACUGCAACUGUUGACAUACAUGCAGGCGCUGGAAGAACCGUUCCGACUUGUUGAAGACGCUAACGACGGUGUGUUUUGUCAACCGGCGUUGUUGCGAAUGUUUCUAGGUCUGGUUCGCGAUGUGCGAGCUGCAGCCGAUACCCACGUGACCAAGUGCGAUCCCAGCUGUGUGCCAACGGAUAGUAUGGCUGGCAGUACAUCAACUACGAGCACUGUUCAGCAGCAUCAGCUCCUCCAGGACUGUUUGUUGGUUCAUUGUCUGAUCGAGCGACAUUCUACACUAAGGUCUGAGUCAAGUGAUGAUGAAGUCGCCGAAGAGGGCCGUGCUUUGCUACGCACAUUCGUGAACGAGCUGCUGCUGGCUGAUGGUAAGUCGUCCAAUCCGUCUCCUCCGCGACUCCUACUAGCACUUCAUACACAGGGGUAUGAUAUAACACUGGUUCCGACGUUGGUUGCCAAUGUACCAGCGAUGAAGCUGUUGUGGGAUUACUGGAUGUCAUCCAAAAUGACUUCCCCUAGUUCAUCGUCGUCCCAGGCUACUCACGCAACGAAGCCGCUGAUGGAGUUUAUGGCAGAAGGAGCUGAACAGGACAUGGCUCAAUGGCGUUUUCGAUUGCGCGUCGUGCUCUCGUUGUGUGCUACAUAUCUUUCUGGUCAUCGACAGAGUGCUGCGAUGCAACAAGCUCUUCGUGUGAUAUGGAACAAGUUGCGCAAUGGUGUUGGAAGCUCUGGCGAGAGCUGUGCUCAGUACGUUAGCCUCUUGUCCGAAGUGCUGCCUUGGAUCGUUGACGCAUGUGCGCAGAACGCCGACCUUAGCGCUGAGCUUGUGCAUUUCCUGCUCAAGUUACAGAGACAGCAACAAACUGCAUCGAGCACAAGGAAGGAAAGAGACGGCGCUCGAAAGACAACCACGGAAGCUACACGGAGACCUCAAGAUCAACGGCAAGAGCUGGAGCAGGUUCUACAUGACACCUACGCGUCGUUGCUUCGACAGAUUUAA
Messenger RNA from Peronospora matthiolae, 3804 nucleotides. Lineage: Eukaryota; Oomycota; Peronosporomycetes; Peronosporales; Peronosporaceae. The record is from the annotation of a GenBank genome assembly.